This is a messenger RNA of Brenthis ino (lesser marbled fritillary), 1194 nucleotides long. The record is from the annotation of a GenBank genome assembly. Lineage: Eukaryota; Metazoa; Arthropoda; Insecta; Lepidoptera; Nymphalidae.
AUGUCGCUUGCCUUGAGUUCUAUUCUUCUCGUAAUCGUAAGUGGCGGAAUCGCACAAAAUUUGGGAGAAGACUGUGUGGUGUCUCAUACAAAUACGCGUGGUGUGUGUGCUCUCGCAUCUAAAUGUCUGACAGCGAGACAAGAAUUUCAAAAUAAUGGUAUAACCCCAACAUUUUGUAAAAGUACCGGCAAUGCGCUGUUAGUAUGCUGUAGGGACGGCCUUUCUAUACUCAACAAUGCCCCAGUCAAUCGCAGACCAGCGUUCAGUUCGUUUUCAUCAAAGCCAGAUACAAAUAGACGCUUAAGUGAUAGAAAAUGUGAAGAAUAUAGUCGGGGUGUAGUUCAAAAUGUGAACUUCAUAGCGCUAGUUGUCGAACCUGAUGUAAUGUCAAUCUCAGCUCCCAAAUGUGAUUACACCGGAGUGGAACUGAUUGUAGGAGGAGAAAAUGCUAACCAGGGAGAGUUUCCACAUAUGGCUGCAAUUGGAUGGAUAGAUUUUGAUGACAACUACGCUUUCCAAUGCGGAGGCAGUCUUAUCAGUUCUCGUUUCGUAUUAACUGCCGGGCAUUGCAUCAGAAAUCCGAGAAUGAAAGAUCCUAAGCCAGCUAUUGUGAGACUUGGAGACCAGAAUCUUGACCCUAAAGUUCGGGAUGGUGCCAAUCCUGUAGACGUAGCCAUAAAAACAGUACACAAACACCCUGGAUACAAAUCGCCUGGAAAAUAUAAUGAUAUCGCUCUACUCGAGCUGAAGGUGGACGUCGACUUCAGUGCCGAUAUCAGACCAGCCUGCCUCUGGAAUAAGCCUGACUUUUCUGGGUAUACCAAGGCUAUUGCCACCGGUUGGGGAGUCAAUGAUACAGUUAAAAAAGAAACAACUAACGAGCUUCAGAAAGUGUUGCUUUCAUUGCUAGAGAACGACGACUGCGAUGUUCUUUUACAGGAUACUCAAAACAGGCAUUGGAGCGGUUUUAUAGAAUCGCAAAUGUGUGCUGGAGAGUUGCGCGGUGGGAAGGAUACAUGCCAGGGAGAUUCAGGAUCACCGCUUCAAGUCGCAUCGAAAGGCAACAAAUGCAUAUUCCACGUCAUCGGUAUUACAUCGUUUGGACGUCGCUGCGCGGAGUCAGGAAAACCUGCGGUAUACACGAGAGUAUCUAGUUACUUGGAUUGGAUCGAAUCUGUUGUAUGGCCGGGUGAA